AUGCCUCCCGCCAGCGACACCCUUGAUCAAAAUGCGACCGCCGGUGCCGCGUCGAAAGACACGCCCGAGAGCGCCGUAACCGACUCGAAGGAAAAUGCACCGGCCGUUGCGGCUCCACCAGGGGCCAGCGCUGAGGUGCUGAACCUCUUGGCGAAAGCGCAGGAGGAAAUGGGGCCCGACGCGGCGGCAAAAAUGCUCCAGAUGCUUUCCCUGCAGCAACAGCCAAAAAGGAGGGUCUGCGCGGAGUCUCGAGAGGCACCAAAAGACAAGCCGCACGCAUUUUGGGAUACGCAACCAGUAUAGAAUGUUGUUUUUGUUUGCAAAGGUCUUCGGGUUCGGUUACUUGCACGGUACCAGGAUGGUUUCUUGCCUUGUCGCUCUACUAGUACAAUAGUUUUCCACCCGCCAAGCUGUUCCAUCAUUUUUCCAGGUUCCGAAGCUAGCCGAGGAAGACCUCGCAGCGGAUGGCGAAACUGGGCCGCUGCAGGAGCAGAACGUGAGCGACGUGCGAAAAACGCCACUGCCUCUACCCGAAUCCUUCGAGUGGUACACGGUGGACAUCAUGGACGAAGCUGACGUACUUUGCGUUCCUCAUGCUGCAUUUGAAUCAUCUCUCGCAGUUUCAGUCUUUAUCUUUACUUUGCAACGGCAGCGGGUCUUUUUCUAUAUCAUGUACCAUGCACCUGGUAUUGGUAACAAAAUAGAACAAGAAAUACUUGAGAAGUAGGGAGGAAGCAAAUUCGGCAUGACAAAACAGGCUGACGAAGUGUAUACGCUGCUGUCCCAGAAUUACGUGGAGGACGACGACAGUAAAAAAAGUUUUGAAGUUGUUUUUACCUUAAGUUUUUGAAGAUGAACAUGAAAGUUUAUGUGGCUCACGCUCUAUGUGGGACCUUCCUCCCUGACCUUGCCUGUAAAAACCAGGGCGUAAGUAGCGUGGCGAUUGAAGAACAAAACCUAUCUCAACACCAGGCACUUUCCGUUUCGACUACAGUCGUGAGUUUCUGAGAUGGGCGACCACACCCCCGCACUACCGAAAGCACUGGCACAUUGCCUGCCGGGUGAAGGCCACGAAGAAGUUCGUCGCGUUCAUUUCUGGAAUCCCUGCGAAAAUGCAGGUCUGUGGGAAGCCAGUUGAGGUAUUGUGCAAAUUGCAUUAAAAUUUUACCACAAGUUGAAGUUCUUUGAUGUAGUUGCGUGUCUUGCUUUACCAAAACAGAAAUGCGAAUGUCAUGUAAAGCUAAAGAUUUUUAAGAUCCAUCUAACUGAACUCAACAGGUCGCGGAAAUCAACUUUUUGUGUGUCCACAAGAAGCUGCGAUCGAAACGCAUGGCCCCUGUAUUGAUCAAGGAGGUCACAAGGCGAGUGAAUUUGGAGGGCGUUUGGCAGGCGGCUUAUACCGCCGGAGUAGUGCUACCAAAGCCUGUCGCGUCCUGCAGGUGAGCGACAUCCUGGGAUCAUAUCGAAAGCACGAAUUGCUUAUUUCAUUUUGUUCAUUGUUUGUUGGAUUUUUUCUCUGGUGUUUCAAAAGUACUCGUUGCAUAUCUACGGCACGACACCAGGCAUGAGACUUGAGCCGCAAAAUCAUAUCAGGUACCACCACCGUAACCUGAACCCGAAGAAGCUGAUCGAGUGCCAGUUUUCGCACUUGCCGCAGCGCAUGACCAUGUCUCGCUACAUCAAGUUGAUGGCGCUCCCGGGUCAGCAUCAACUGGACGGCUUCCGAAAAAUGGAGGAGCGCGACAUUCCGCAGGUGCAGAAAUUGCUGGCGGAAUACCUCGCAAAGUUCAAGCUCUACCCCUGCCUCGACAAGUCCGAGGUCGGACACUGGAUCUUGCCCAGGGACAAGGUGAUUUACGCGUAUGUGCGCGAGCAAAAGCAGGGAAAAGUUACCGACGUCUUCUCCUUCUACAACCUGCCAUCAUCGGUGUUGGGACACGAAAAGUAAAUUUUUCUUUUGAUGUGUUGCAAUGCUGAACAGAAUCAUCCAAUCAGAAACUAAACCGUUUCGUUGUCAUUAUCAGAUUGAGAUACGGCCGCGCGAACCAAGCAAAUAAGUACUUUGUCAAACUGAAACCCUUCCCACAGGCACAAAACCCUAAACGCGGCGUAUUCCUACCUGAAUGUUGCAACAACGUGUACGUGGCCGCAGUUAAUGACAGAGGCCCUGAUCCAGGCGCGACUGAACGACUUCGACGUCUUUAACGCCCUCGACGUCAUGGACAACAGCGAGUUUUUAACCGAACUGAAAUUCGGUCGCGGCGACGGCUACCUGCAGUAUUACCUGUUCAACUACCGCAUGCCGAAAUUGAAAUCCGAAGAAGUCGGCCUGGUCUUGCUGUAGGAAGGAACCGAUAGCGAUGUGAUUUUCAUUCGAAAUCGAAUUAGGUCUCAACACGGCGAAUCAAGAAGAGGAAUUUAGACUUCUCACAUGCGGUUUCUGCUUGUUCGCGCCUGGCAAAGCAACCAAGUUGGAUCGCAAUGUUCGCCAUUUGUCAUGUCUAUAGACAAUUUUCAUACAAGCGACACCAUAUUCAUUGCUGAAAGUAGGAUAUUUUUGGCUUCAUAUUUAAGACGACACGUGUUACACGCACAACGAU
Amoebophrya sp. A120 is the source of this 2600-nucleotide messenger RNA. The record is from the annotation of a GenBank genome assembly. NCBI's taxonomy places the organism in Eukaryota, Dinophyceae, Syndiniales, Amoebophryaceae.